Molecule: messenger RNA, 1212 nt
Organism: Sorex fumeus (smoky shrew)
Lineage: Eukaryota; Metazoa; Chordata; Mammalia; Eulipotyphla; Soricidae
Product: corticosteroid-binding globulin-like
Exons: 4
Coding region: 1-1212 (403 amino acids)
Biological process (GO): negative regulation of endopeptidase activity
Molecular function (GO): serine-type endopeptidase inhibitor activity
Source: RefSeq, a predicted model, not a curated record
AUGUUGCUCUCCUCCUACGCCUCCCUCCUCUGUUUGCUUCUCAAGGGCUUUCAGACCAUCGAGGCUACAGAUACAAGCAACAAUAACCCUUAUCGGAACCUGUCUCCUGACUUUGCCUUCAGUCUUUUUAAGAACCUAGAAACCUUGAAUCCCAACAAGGACAUCUUGAUCUCCCCUGUAAGCAUUUCUAUGGCCUUGACUAUGCUGGCUAUGGGUACCGGAGGCCCUGCACGCAUUCAACUGUUUAAUGGCCUGGGCUUAGACCUCAGUGAAAUGUCAAACUAUGACGUCCAAGAGAGUUUCCGGCUACUUUAUGAAUUCUUCAGGCAGUCAGACAGAAGCUUCAAAAUGAGCAUAGGAAGAACCUUGUUCCAAAAUCAGACCCUGAAUAUCAUGACGGUAUUCCCAGUAAAAGCCCAGCACUACUAUGGGUUGGACAACUUGCCUUUAGAUUUCCAGGACUGGACCAAAACCAGCAGUCAAAUCAACGAGUAUGUAAAGAAUAAAACACAGGGGGAAAUAUCAGACUUAAUCUUGGAUAUCCAGAGCCCAAACACCAUCGUCCUGAUCAACUACGUCUUCUUCUCAGGCACAUGGGAACAGGCCUUCAACCCAGAAGACACCAGGUUGGAAGACUUCUAUUUGGAUGACAUGACCGUGGUGAAGGUGCCCAUGAUGUUCCAGUCCAAUGUCUUUAAGUACUUGUAUGACUCAGAGCUGGAAUGCAUGGUGGUACAGUUGGAGUAUAAGAACAACAGCACUGCCUUUUUCAUCCUCCCCGACAGCAAGAAGAUGGACAUGGUCAUCCAGGCGCUGAGCCCAGACAGGCUUCGUAGGUGGGCCACGUCCAUGAUCAGCAGCAAUGUGGACCUCUACAUCCCCAAACUCUCCCUGUCUGGUCUCUAUGACCUUGGGGAAAUCCUGAAGGCCCUGAGUCUCAAUGAUUUAAAGAACAACCAUACAGACUUGAACAAAUACACCAGCAUAGUACAGACGUUGUCAAAGGUGGUAUACAGCUCCAAUCUGCAAUUCAAUGAGAAUGGCCAGGCAGCUUCGUCCAACAUCCUCAGCAGGUCUGUGGGCCGCAAAGCUCCUGCAAUUCGCUUCAACCAUCCCUUCAUCAUCAUGGUCUUCCACCCUACCUCAUGGAACUGCCUUUUCCUGGGCAAAAUCAUGAACCCACAGGAACUCACCGGCCAUGAGAAGCCAUGA